Messenger RNA from Pogoniulus pusillus (Red-fronted tinkerbird), 4704 nucleotides. RefSeq names its product galactosylgalactosylxylosylprotein 3-beta-glucuronosyltransferase 1-like. Gene Ontology annotation, molecular function: galactosylgalactosylxylosylprotein 3-beta-glucuronosyltransferase activity. Lineage: Eukaryota; Metazoa; Chordata; Aves; Piciformes; Lybiidae. The transcript is spliced from 6 exons. The coding region runs from base 239 to 1273 and encodes 344 amino acids. Gene Ontology annotation, cellular component: Golgi membrane. Gene Ontology annotation, biological process: chondroitin sulfate proteoglycan biosynthetic process; carbohydrate metabolic process. The record is from RefSeq and is a predicted model, not a curated record.
AACCGCAUCGCUGGCGCUGUCUGAAGGCGGCCGCCGACAUCCGCCGGUAGUACGAACGGGCCGGUCCCGGGGCCGUUCCUGGUGCCGGUCCCAGCGCGGCGGUGAGGACACACCUCCGCCCGAUGCUCCCCCAGCAGCCCCCAGUGCGGUGCAGCCCCGUGGUCGGUGCCCCAGCAUCUCCGCCCUGACCGGCGCAUCUCGCCAGAGAGAUGCCUGGGCAUUGGAAGCUCUCUGCAGCAUGCUGAGGAGACGUAACCUUCUUACCACGCUCCUGAUUGCCUUGCCAUGGGCUCUUCUCCUCACCUUGUGGCACCAGUACCCAACCACCCACUACCUCAGCCUACUGAGAAAAGAGACAGAUGAGAACGUGACCUCUAAAGCUCUCCUCAACGGUACCUCCGCACUGCGAGAAGAAGCCCUCCCAUCAUGCAUUCGGCAGCAGCAAAGCAUAGGGGCAACACCUAAAGUCAUCCACAGUUAUGUGUACUCCAGGCCUCCUCCAUGGUCAGACACCCUGCCAACCAUCUUCGUUAUCACCCCUACCUACACUCGGCCAGUGCAAAAAGCUGAGCUGACUCGUCUGGCCAACACCUUUCUACACGUACAGAACCUGCACUGGGUGGUGGUGGAGGACUCUCCCCGGAGGACCAACCUGGUAUCCAACUUGCUGGAGAAGGCAGGGCUCAAUUUCACCCAUCUCAAUGUGGAGACACCCAAGAGUCUGAAGCUAGGACUGUCCUGGAUCCCAUCCCAUACCCCAAGGGGCACACUACAGAGGAACCUGGGGCUGCACUGGCUGAGGAACAGCUUCAGCAACACUGCGCCACCAGAAGGGGUAGUGUAUUUUGCUGAUGAUGACAACACCUACAGCCUGGAGCUCUUUGAGGAGAUGCGCUACACGAGGAGGGUGUCGGUCUGGCCGGUGGCUUUCGUUGGGGGGCUGCGAUACGAGUCCCCAAAAGUGAGCCCAGCAGGGAAGGUGGUGGGCUGGAAAACCGUCUUUGACCCUAACCGACCCUUUGCUAUUGACAUGGCUGGCUUUGCUAUCAGCAUCAAGUUGAUUUUGGAGAAGCCCCAGGCCAGUUUCAAGCUGGAGGGAGUUAAAGGAGGCUACCAGGAAACCAGUCUGCUGAAGGAUCUAGUGACUAUGGAUGGGCUGGAGCCCAAAGCAGCCAACUGCACAAAGGUGUUGGUCUGGCACACAAGAACUGAGAGGCCCACUCUGGUUAAUGAAGGCAAGCGUGGAUUUACAGACCCCAGAGUAGAGGUGUAAGCAGAGAGCCAGCUCCAGGUAGGUAGCAAGCAGAGAUCCUGAAGUUUGCCAGCGAACCACAGAAGUUGUGCACCCUGCCUGCUCUGUCCAACCCUCUGCCCAACCCUUUGCUCCACUGCUGAAGGAUUAUAACCACCCCCAAAAAUGUCUCCAUGGCAAUCAGAUCCUGCUGCCUAAAAAGUGGUAACAGGCAGGGACAUAGAUGAAGUGGCGCCCUGCAAACCUAUAGCUCUUCACCUUUACCUUGAUGCAAAAUAUCCUGCUGCCCAUCCAGGAAAGCAGUGCUUCUUCUUCCCUGCAGGGUCUGUGUUUCUAACCACUCCUUAAAAUUUGUUAGAUGUCAUCUCUAUUCUCAGCUGCACCAGCAUAGAAGCUGAAAUCCAGGAUGGGUGCAGGUGCCUCUGAGGGUUUCUCCUGGCAUACCAUAAAACCUAAGCUUCAGUACAGCAACUGCAGAGCUGCAGCAGUUCAAGGACAGGAGCUGCUGCAAAGCACAAACGUGGACCUGUUGGCCUGAGGCUGGUAUGCUUUCAGAACAACUUUAAAGCAAAGAUAGUCUGAAAGAGGCUCUUCCUCUGAAAGAUGCACCCAGAUAUCUCCAUGGAUCACCCUUCAUUGUUGGAGAGGAUGCUGAGCUGAAGCAUCUCCUUUGGGGUUUGUGAGUUCAGAAAGGCUCUGGCACCUAUGCCUCUGCUGACAACUUGAACUGUCUGCGCUUGACAUUGUUUAGGAAAAUGCCAUCCCAGAUUCCCAGAGCCCUCUGGAUAAAGAUCUUCUCCCUCUCAAGCGGACCUGGGAGGUACGGUACCUCAAAGGCUGUGCCUCCAUGUCUCCCUGCAGGGACCAGAAAGAAAGGGCAAAGGUGGGUAGACUGAAAAGUGUUGUUCCUAGCCUACAACCCUGCUGCAGCACCAUCAGGCACUUCAGUAGCCUCAGAUCACAUAUACAGAUUUGCUUCCUAGACCUCCAGAAAGGAAAACAGCUCUCUGAGGUGGAGGUGGGUGAGAAGUGCUCAGAGAAGAGGAACUCUCUGCCUGCACUCAUCAUCUCCUGUGUGAACAUCGAGGAAUGUGGAGAGACAUCAUCAGGAAACAUCGUCUUGAGCAUGUAGAUGAUAACUGAAAUGGGAUAUGUGACAAGGUUUUCCAGGAGAACAUCGAAAGGCAUGUGUGGUGCUGUGAAAUGGGAGGUGGUGGUGUCAUGUGGAAGGGUUUCCCUUUCCCUCAAUAAAACAGGAAGACAGCCAGGUGGAAGGCAGCCCACAAAGCAGGAGGUGGCAAAUGAGGAUGAAAGGAAGGAGGCACUGGAUUAAAAGCACAAGUGUUGGUACCGUGCGUGUGCGUGGGGAGUGGUGUCACUGUGGCUUUUCCAGGAAGAUUCCUCAAAUGACCCAGAAACCUCUCUGAGCACAUCUUGAAAACCAUCUUCACUCAGGCCAUGAGAAACAAGGCUUUAGGCAUUCAAAAACACACUGAGGGGCUCACAGCUGAGGGAAAGUUAUGAGCAGUUGAAUCAUCCCCUGCUCAAAGAAUUCUGCGCUGGCAAGAACCUUAUUUAUUUGUUGAUUCAUUUAUGCUGGGAUUCAUCUCUGCCUCUUCCUCAUUUCAUCUUGGUUUUUAGCUUAGAUGACCUGACAUGUUCAUGAAGAAGGAGUAUUCUCCCCCCUCGUCCCAGAAUUGUAGAGCCUGGUGUUCACUGCUCAAUGUCGUAUGUUCUGUGCUCCCUGAGGUUUCCUCACAAUGGUGUCUUAAACUGGCAAAAGAAUCACAAUCUCAGCAAGGAGGGGAACAGAGCAAAGAGAAUUACAGUUCCUUACCAAAGAGAUGUGGGUGGCACUACAUUUCUGGCUCCUGAGCAAACAGAGGUAAAAACAUGUGCAAAGGAGUGCCUCACUCAACGGAUAGUCCCCAUGGGACCUUGAGAAGCCUCCAUGAAAGGUGCGCUUUGAAGGGUAUCUGAGAGAGGAAGGCAGUCCUCAAACAGGGAACAAACAGCUGCACAUCCCGCUAUAGGAGUCAGUCCUCAAAUGGGGAAUGAACAACUGCACAUCCUGCUAUAGGAGGGAGGCUAAAAUACAGGAGGGGACAAAGAGGAUGAGAUGCCUCCUGUCAGUGACAGUUGCAGGAGAGAGCGAGGAUCAGGCAGCUAACAGAGAAACAGAGACUGUGUUCAGUAGGGCUUAGGCUAGGGUCUUCCUAUGUGAGCACACCCUGCCAGCUAUCUCAGCAUGAAGAAAUACUGAAAGGGCUGUGAAAACCUAGGAAGGUCCUUGAAGAGGAAAGGUCUGGCAUACCAGCACUAGAUAGCAUGAAGGAGGCCUGGUGUCUGCAAAACACUUCUUAUUCUCCAUUUGUCAGAGCAUGGUGUCCAGGUCAUGCACUCCAGUGGACAUUGCCAACCCAUCCUACAACCAGAUAAGCAGGCUCAAUGCUUCCACCCAGCACUCAAGCAAAAUUAAGGCCCUUUGCUCAUGGUUUUGAGGGAAUAAAGGAGUUGAUCUUUGAUCCUCCAUUUUCUCCUCUGAGAUGGGCUGGGUUUCUGCCCAUAUGAACAGGAGAGAAUAUGGAGUUAAAUUCCCUGGUCUUUAAUCUUGUACACGUCCUACAUUGGGGUUUUGGCACUGACAGUGAAUGUUUGUACUAAGGAUCUAUUCCCAUUGCAAAAGAUACGCCCACACACAUGUUUCUUGAAGGUUGUUCUUUUGACAUCCCUACAAGAAAGCCAAACGACUAUUCCUGCCUUUCCCACUGCAGAUCUGGAUUCCUCUGAUGCACAUUAUGCUACCAGCUCAGUGCCAGUCAGACCAGCCCCAUCACACCAUCUCUGCUCUUUCCCCAGCCUAGCCCUGUGGUGGAGAGUUUCUAUGAAUCAAGAAAUUCUGUCAGUCACUAAACUGUGCAGGUCCAAGACCUUGUAUGGACAGUGUGGGUGUACACAGCCAAUAUUCCAGGCUAGCAGGCAUUUGGACUGGUUCAGCACCAGUACUCUCAUCCUGUAGAGCAGCUUAAGGACGGCAAGGAGUGCAGCUGGCCAAGGCGCAUCAACCAAGGGUAGCUGAGUAACAGACACCACCACUUAAGAAACCUGUUUGUUAGUAGAACACAGCUAGAGAGUCCAGGGGUGGAGCAGCAGUCAGCAGCUACAGGCUUCAGGGAAUGGGAACACAAUGAAGAAGGGAAGCUGCAAGCCAAGCCUCAAGUAUUUAGAAGAGGCAUCCCAGCACCUGGUUUUUACUAGCAUAUUAGUAUCUGAUAUUACUGUUCUCUCAGAUUCAUCCAGUUCACCAACCACUGAAUAUUACUAACAUUUCCUGUUGCAGAAAAUCCCAUUGACAAAGGAAAGGGAACAUCAAGAAAGUACUUUUUAAUGGUUAUUUAUUUCUAUUGAAUGGUACUAGAGCGUUACUAUUAAAUAUGAUGUGAAUAGUACAA